GUGACAGUGGAGGAGUCGGUUGCGCUCACGUCAACAUCAGCAUUUUUCGAUUCCCUUCCAAUCGCGAUAGGCGGAUUUCGUGUCGCUGGUGCUGCUGACAUCCGACGGGUUCUCUCCUGGUGCUCAGGUGGCGCCACACUCCUAUUCGGCUCAACAAUGCCGAAAUGACCCACAUUAGGCUGCUAGCAUCGGUAAUCGGGUCUUUCGCUGAAGGCAAGGGCCUAUCCUGACCUGGGCCUGGUGCGACACCCAUUCACACAUUCCCUGCGUGGCGAGUGUUUAGCUUUCCAUCCGUGUCCUCUUGUGUGCGUGUGCUAGUGUCAUUGUGUACAUGUGUGUCCGUCUAUUACCACGGGAAGCGCGCUAGCUAGCAACAAAAAAGUGCGUAAAAUGCUGCUUUACUGCUGCUAAAUAAUGUGUUUGUUGUGAUUAAGUGUUUUACGACGACGACGACAACGAAUCUCUGGAAGAAAAUAGGUGCAAAAUUAUUCACCGACCAGUGGCCAGUGUUUUCCGUUCGAUUGUGAUGCUACCCGUUCAAAGUGAUGGUGUAAACGAAGAAAAGGAAUAAAUCCUUUAAAUUUGGUUUAUAAAAUCGAAUUUGUGCAAUACGGGGUGCGAUUUGCUCGUUUUUUUUUUUGUUUCGAACCCCUCACUCAGUUAUUCCAUUUUCCAAUCCCAGUGUGCCGUGAAUGCAGUGCGGUUUUCCAGCGUCAGUCUUCUUUGCAUUUUCCCCGAAGGGACUGGGCCGUCAAGUGCAAACGUGAUUUGUUGUUCCGUUCCGUGGGCUGUCCUGUGAGAAGAAAUUGUGCUUGCUUUCAAUAUACACACAUCUGGUUUUUGUGUGUCUGAGGGAGGGCGCAUUCGCGUGUGUGUUUGUGUAUGAGUAUUUCUCGACGCCCGAAAAUCAUUGCCUGCUGCAAUCGUGGUGCCGGCAACAAGAAGAAGAAGCAAAGCAGCCCGGCUACGGAAGUGCUAAAAAUAAAUUUCAAACCAAAGAAAACAAAAAGUCACACACAUACACGAAUUAAUUUUCCAUCCCCCCUCCCCGCCUUAAUUUUCCACCCGGCUGCAACCACCCAUCUUCGUCGGGGGAAAAACUUGCGCCACAGGAGGAAAAUUAGACAUCGCGCUACACCGUAAACCCGAAUCAUCCUCCUUCCUCCCCCCCCACUUAUGGGCGUAUGUGUGCGUUAGUGUGCGUUGAGCGUGUAGGCUAGUGUGUGCGCUCCUAUGUAAACAAGAUGCAAUCAACGAUGCUGGAAAGGAGAAAAAAGAUGCAACCGCCGACGAUGCAGCAGCAGAACCAUAAACAACCGGAACGAUCCGGACCGGGAGCCAUACGGUGCGUGAGGAGUAAAAGCGACCAACAUAGACGGUUGGGGCGGCGGAAAGUGGUCCGAAUGGUGGGUGAUGCGGGCAGCAUACUGACUUCCGCCCGCGAGCUGUUCCUUACGACUUUUGCUCUCGCGCUGCUAGCACAGCAAUGUUACGGGGCGGAUCUGGUGAUAGAAAUCCCGGGCAAUCAGGGUCUGGAUGAUUCGUUUUACCGGCUCGACUACUACCCACCGAUCGGCAAUCCGGCCGCAAACGCAACGAUCGCUUCGCGGGACGUUGGCGACGAGAUACAGUUCUCGAACGGGCUGCCCGGCACACGGUACAACUUCUGGCUGUACUACACCAACUCGACGCACAAGGAUUGGCUCACGUGGACGGUUUCGAUCACGACCGCGCCGGACCCGCCGGCCAACCUAACCGUGAUACCGCGCAGCGGCAAGAACGUCAUCAUCAACUGGAGUCCACCGCUGCAGGGCAACUAUUCGUCGUUUAAGCUGAAGAUUCUGGGGCUGUCGGAUAACUUCGCCACCAACCAGACGGUCGCGAUCGAGGACAACCAAUUCCAGUACAUGGUGCGGGACUUGACGCCCGGUGCCACGUACCAGGUGCAGGCCUACACGCUGUACGAUGGCAAAGAGUCGGUAGCGUACACGAGCCGCAACUUCACCACAAAGCGCUAUCGGCACAAAGAUCUGCUGGACAUUAAGAUUCUGCGAGAACCUAAUACGCCGGGAAAGUUUAUCGUGUGGUUCCGUAAUGAAACCACCCUGCUCGUACUGUGGCAACCGCCGUAUCCGGCCGGAAUAUACACCCACUACAAGGUAUCGAUCGAACCGCCGGAUGCACUCGGCAGCGUGCUGUACGUGCAGAAGGAAGGCGAACCACCUGGACCGGCGCAGGCAGCUUUCAAGGGGCUGGUACCGGGCAGAGCCUACAACAUAUCGGUGCAAACAAUGUCGGAAGAUGAAAUAUCGCUCCCGACCACCGCCCAGUACCGUACCGUGCCGCUGCGCCCGAUGAACGUAACGUUCGACAAAAAGUCCAUCACAGAAAACUCGUUCAAAGUGAUGUGGGAAGCGCCGAAGGGUACGAGCGAGUUCGACAAAUAUCAGGUCUCGCUAUCCACGUCUCGGCGCCAGCAGGCCGUACUGCGAAAUGACAAUGAAAAUAUGGCGUGGCUCGAGUUCAAGGAAAAUCUGGACCCGGGCAAAACGUACCAGGUGGUGGUGAAAACCGUCUCGGGCAAGGUAACGUCCUGGCCCGCGAACGGUGACGUUACGCUCAAACCGCUGCCCGUGAAGCAAUUGCUCUCGUCGACCGAUAGCAAGACCGGCAUCAUUACCAUCUCCUGGAAACCGGAUGAAGUGAGCACGCAGGACGAGUACCGCAUCAGCUACCACGAGCUGGAAACGAAUAAUGGCGAUUCGAGCACGAUGAGUACCAAUCAAACCUCGUUUGCGUUGGAAACGUUGCUUCCGGGGCGGAACUAUUCCGUAACGGUGCAGGCACUGUCGCGCAAGAUGGAAUCCAACGAGACGGUGAUCUUUGUCGUCACGCGACCCUCGUCACCGAUCAUCGAGGAUCUGAAAUCUAUACGCGAGGGGCUGAACAUUAGCUGGAAGAGCGAUGUGAACUCGAAGCAGGACAAGUACGAGGUGACCUAUACGCGGAACGAUACGAACGAUGGGAAGACUGUGCUGACCACGGAAAGUCGGCUGGUGUUUACGAAUCUCUAUCCGGGCGCUGGUUACGAGGUGAAGGUAUUUGCUGUGAGUCAUGGAUUGCGCAGCGAACCGCACUCAUACUUCCAGGCUGUUUAUCCCAACCCACCGAGAAAUAUGACGAUUGAGAAGGUAACGAGUAACUCGGUACUGGUACAUUGGAAACCCCCGGAGCGUUCAGAAUUCACCGAAUACUCGAUUCGGUACCGAACGGAAAGUGAAAAGCAAUGGAUACGGUUACCGUCCGUGAAAGCAACCGAAGCGGACGUGACUGAUAUGACGCCGGGUGAAAAGUACACCAUUCAGGUGAAUACCGUAAGCUACGGUGUGGAGAGUCCGAAUCCUCAGCAGGUCAAUCAAACGGUACGACCGAAUCCAGUCUCCAACAUUGCUCCGCUGGUGGACUCGAACAACAUUACGCUCGAGUUCCCGCGUCCGGAGGGCCGCGUUGAAACGUACAUCAUACACUGGUGGCCGACGGAGCAGCCCGAUCAAGUAUCGAUGAAGAAUUUCACCGAAACCAAUACAAUUUUACCAUAUCCAGGCACGCUGAGUGACGACGAGAAAGUGGUUGAGGAACCUCCGCUCGUGCGACUGCUUAUUGGAGAUUUGAUGUCCGGUGUGAUGUACAAUUUCAAGAUCCAGACCAUAUCCUACGGUUUGACGAGUGAUCUCACCAAGCUUCAAACGCGAACCAUGCCACUCAUUCAAUCGGAAGUGGUGAUCGUGAACAAUAUGCACACCCGUGACACGGUUACGCUCAGCUACACGCCUACACCCCAGCAGUCUUCAAAGUUCGAUCUGUAUCGCUUCUCCCUUGGAGAUCCGAGCAUUCCGGAUAAGGAGAAGCUGGCAAACGAUACCGAUCGGAAGGUAACGUUCACCGGUCUCACUCCCGGCCGGCUGUACAACAUAACGGUGUGGACCGUGAGCGGAAAGGUGUCGAGUCAACCGAUCCAGCGCCAGGAUCGUAUGUUCCCCGAUCCGAUUACGAUGCUCGAAGCAACCGGCAUCAACGAUACGUGGAUUGCGCUGAAAUGGGACAUACCGAAGGGAGAAUACACCUCCUUCGAGGUGCAGUACCUAAUGAAUGAUUCACACUACGUGCAAAACUACACCGUCAACAAUCACAUCACGAUCACCGAUCUGAAACCUCACCGUAACUACACCAUCACCGUGGUAGUCCGGUCGGGAACGGAAUCAAGCGUGCUGCGGGUCAGUUUACCCAUUUCGGCAAAUUUCCAAACCAAGGAAGCACUGCCGGGCAGGAUGGAUAAGUUUGCUCCGAUCGAUAUACAGCCGAGUGAGAUAACGUUCGAAUGGUCACUGCCACCGAACGAACAGAACGGUAUAAUACGCCAGUUUACGAUCACGUACGGGUUGGAUGGUUCGCAGCACACGCAGGUGAAGGACUUCCGACCGAAUGAGCUGCGCGGUUCGAUCAAGGGACUGCAGCCCGGCAAAUCGUACGUGUUCCGUAUCCAGGCAAAGACGGCUAUCGGCUACGGACCGGAACACAUCUGGAAGCAGAAGAUGCCAAUCCUGGCGCCACCGAAACCGGAAACGCAAGUCGUUCCGACGGAAGUGGGUAGCAGUGCAACGACGAUUGAAAUACGGUUCCGCAAGCACUACUUCAGCGAUCAGAACGGUGUCGUGACAACGUACACGAUCAUCAUUGCCGAGGAUGAUUCGAAGAAUGCGUCCGGGUUGGAGAUGCCGAGCUGGCGCGAUGUGCAGUCGUACAGUGUGUGGCCACCGUACCAGGUUAUCGAACCGUACUAUCCGUUCAAGAACAGUUCGGUGGAGGAUUUCACCAUCGGGACGGAGAACUGUGACGCGAAGAAGACGGGCUACUGCAAUGGGCCGCUAAAGUCGGGCACCACGUACAAGGUGAAGGUGCGCGCUUUUACGGCACCGGAUAAGUUCACCGACACGGCCUACAGUUAUCCUAUUCGCACAGAACUUAAAACAGCUCUUCUAUCGGUGGAUGCUCAAGACAAUACGUCGCUCAUCGUUUCGAUCACAGUGCCAUUAAUGAUCAUUGCAAUGCUGGUUGGCGUCGUGCUGUUCCUUCGCCGACGACGACACACCGGUCGCAAAACCGCCGAACAACGGACCAAUGACAAUAUGUCCCUACCGGACAGUACCAUCGAAACGAGCCGUCCAGUGUUGGUAAAGAACUUUGCCGAACACUAUCGCAUGAUGUCAGCGGAUUCUGACUUUAGAUUUAGUGAGGAGUUCGAAGAGCUUAAACAUAUUGGCCGCGACCAACCCUGCACAUUCGCGGAUCUGCCGUGCAAUAGGCCCAAGAAUCGUUUUACCAACAUUUUACCGUAUGACCAUUCCCGGUUCAAACUGCAACCGGUAGACGACGAGGAAGGCUCGGACUAUAUCAACGCUAAUUACGUGCCGGGUCAUAACUCGCCGAGAGAAUUUAUUGUGACGCAAGGUCCACUGCACUCGACGCGGGACGAUUUCUGGCGGAUGUGCUGGGAAAGCAACUCGCGUGCAAUUGUGAUGCUAACACGCACCUUCGAGAAGGGUCGCGAAAAGUGCGACCAUUACUGGCCGCACGAUACCGUACCAGUAUAUUACGGUGACAUUAAAGUGACACUGCUGAACGAUAGCCAUUACCCGGAUUGGGUCAUCACCGAGUUUAUGAUGACGAGAGGUGAACAGCAGCGCAUUAUACGCCACUUCCACUUCACCACGUGGCCCGACUUUGGUGUGCCAAAUCCUCCCCAAACGCUGGCGCGAUUCGUGCGAGCGUUCCGCGAACGUGUCGGUCCGGAUCAGCGACCGAUCGUGGUGCACUGCAGUGCCGGUGUCGGUCGGUCCGGUACCUUCAUCACGCUGGACAGAAUAUUGCAGCAAAUUCAGGUGUCCGACUACGUAGACAUCUUUGGCAUCGUCUGGGCAAUGCGGAAAGAACGUGUCUGGAUGGUACAAACGGAGCAGCAGUACAUAUGCAUUCACCAGUGUUUGCUGGUCGUGCUGGAGGGUAAGGAGGGCACGGAGCGUGAAAUUCACGACAAUCAGGGCUACGAAGAUGAAAGUAUAUUAAACCAAACGAUUUACGGUCACCUAAGCGAUUCGCAAGUCCGGUUAACCAGUGUUUGAGGGAAGUCAACCCUUUUUUUGCUGAGCAGCACCGACAAUUAUGAAUUAUGUGAUGUGAUUCUAGUACUUAUGUGAACUCGCGGGACGGAUUGUAUGAUACCGAGACGGACGAACGAACCUUUUGUUCCUUACCGGCGCUCUGAGCGUGAUGUAACAGAGGCGAGCGAUGUGCUGUUGGAUGUUCUGUUGUUUGCUAUUGAUAUUUUCUCUUUCUCUAUCCUUUUCCCUUUCUUCGUCUCUGUACUCCAACUGUGUAAAUUGUGCUUGUUGUAUAAAAAUCGGUAAUCAAAUCGUCGCACACCAAACCCAUGUUGUGCCGCACCUGGUAAUCUUCGUCGCGUCCUGCACUUCGACGAAACGUUUGUUUUUACAUACUAUUCACACGCGGACUAUCGCUCUGUCUAACCUAAUCACGGGUGCUUUUGACGGGGUUGUACUCUGGUGCUUGGAAUGGAACGUAUUAACCGUGAAAUAUCAACACACACAUACACACACUCACACGUAAAACGUUGCUGCACGUAACGAACUACUCGCCACCCUGCCUGCAAUGCGCGCAGAGCCCCGAGAUGAUGAUGAUCAGCAAUCCGAGGAGCAGUUGCUGAUAGAAAAUCGUUCGGAUGAUGAUCUGGACGAGAUGGCAGUCCAGCAGCAAGAGCAUCAUGGUGCGUCUACGGCUGCCAGUGUAGAAAAUCAUGAGCUAGAUCGGCGAAGAAGCGGAACUGGUGAGCUAAUCGGAAAUGAGUUGGCGAUGCUACAGCAGCAGCCUAAUUUCACCGCUGGCGAAACGACUGAAGAGGAGCUGCUGGAUGAUGAGGAAGAGGUAGAGGUGACGGUUGAUGGACUGAUGAUCGUGUCACGAAAGCAGUCACAUACCGGUUCUACGGGGCCGAUCCCCAACGGUGAUGGAAAGCAGCAACCGCAACAGAACUGCAGCAAUAAUGAUCAGCCAUCAUCGGGCCACGACGAACGUUCCAUCAGUAGCGGAGGAACAAACAGCAAUAACAGUGCCAACAGUGGAUACGAAUCCAGCCCUCACAAGCGCCGUUCCAUGACGGCGACGAGCCAGGAACGGAUGCACGAGCGACGAUCGCUAACCUUCUCCACCGGUGGGGGAGAAAUGCUUAGCAAAGCAGUGGACCCAUCGAACGGAGAUCCAAUGCAACAGCAGCAGCAGCAAACCCACCAAGGACCAGGAGGACAACAGCAGCAGCAAAUCCUUCCGCCCGCACAGCAGCAACACACCCAUCAGCCAACGGUCGGCGGUGGGAAGCUGUGGAAGGAAGAGAGAUGACAGUUAGAGAACGAUAGCGACAAUCGAAGCAGCGGCCGUAGCAGCAUCGUGAUCGCUAUCAACGACAACGAUAGUCAUGUAAAUAGUAAUGCGUCGAACGUCGUGAUCCUGCGCGCGGACGGUGACGACGACGAUCGUACGAUGGCGACGAAAGACGACGAGACGGAAAUCGACGACGGUAUCGACGGUUCGGACGAGGGUGACGAUGAUCUGAACGCGGUGGAGGACGGUGGCAAGAGACGGGACGUGGAGGAGGAGGAGGAGGAGGACGAGGACGAGGACGAUGAACAGACGCACGAGCAGCGCGAACUGCUGCUCCAUCGUCGGAACGAGCGUAAUGUGCGGGCCGUGGCGGCCGCCAUGGUUGCCGGGGCCGGACCAACGGGUAGCAAUAAUGGCACGGCCGGCGUUGGCCCGGUGGUGGCUGGUGGUUGUGGCGUUGGGCGCUACAAACAUCACAGCUACGUCGAGGUGGAAGAGGACGAACAGGACGACGACAUUAUCGUGAUCGUCGACGAGGACAAUGGCGGCGGCGUUACGGACGGGGACGGCGGCACAGGUGGUGGCGCAGGAUGUGCUGGUGGCAACAUUGGUAUAGUUGGCGGUGUUGGUAGUAAUGGCAUUAGCGAUGAGCUGUAUCUAAAACUGAGAGAAAUGGACGACGAAGGAAUCGCCGAGUCCGGAAUGUAAGCGGCGUGCGGAUGAGGAAUAGAUCAUCUCCCAAAACCCAACGGCAGCCAUGUAUUUCCUCGCCGCAAAGGGGCAUAUAAAAUGGGCGGCCAUCGACAAAUAGGGGGCAGCUAAGCGUUGUUAGCUUAUUUUUUUUCUUGGGUGUGGAUAAACAAAUCGAUCUACUUAAUCGUUCCCGAAAACCCGGACAGACGAAACCCGUCGCGAUAGCUUCAAUCUGUCUAGUAUAAAUGGGCUAAAUGGCAGCUUGGUCUACUAGGUAACGACGAGAGCGCAAUCUCAACGUUCGAUAUCGUGCUUAAGGUACCCAACGUAACGCAAAAUUGUCUCGUAACGCUCCGAUAUAUACUACUGCUGAUGGUGGCAAGAAAGAAAAAAAAAAUGGCGGCCAUAGAGAGACCCCAUCAAACUGCAUCCGGUGCUGUAGUGUGCUGUAGUGUGUAACUGUGUAUAGUAAAUGGCAAUUUUAAAAGCAAAACAAACUCAACCACCUUCAAAGCGAAAGUGCGAAAACAGCCGGUUCCCAUUUUCAAAAUUUUUCCGUAAAUCGAAUUAGUGUACGCGAGCCAAUCUCAUGCGAUGAUACUAUGAUUCUCGUAGGUAGCAGUUAGUUCACGAGAGAGAGAGAGUGAGAGAAAGCGUUGCAUGUAAAGCUUUUAUCCCAUCGCUUGUUAAAGUCCAUCUCCCGGGGUCGGAUCAAAAUCGGUACGCAAUAAUACGUAGUUAGCCGUUUCGGGAAACCUCCCCUUUCGUUAUUUUUAAAGCUCCCCUACCCCAGUGGACAAAGCGGCAAUUAUCCGGGACGGUAUACAUACAUAACUAUCAUAUCGAACAAUCGGCGGCGGUAUUCCUUUUUUGGUGUUGUUCCAUAGGAUCGAAAAAUUAUAAACAAAACUCCCUUUUAAAAACAAAAUCGAACAGCUACUACUUAGCAGGUGUAAUACUAAAGUGCUUGACAGCAAGCGAUAAAACCUUACUCCAUAAUCAAAACCUUACGAAAUUAUACUAAGCGUAACCCUAGACAGACAGAGCGGGGUUUGAAGUACACGAAGAAGUAAGACGAAGAGAAAAGCGGGAGAGAACGAAACUUAGAAUCUUAGACAAAAAAGGAUGUGAAAGCUUCCUUUGCAAACCUGGGAAGAUCUGAUUGUAGAAAAAAACUUUUGGUUUUACUAUUUGUAGCAGCAGCUAUUAUGUGUAUGUAAAGCUGAUCGAGCGGAGGUGGACGAUCCGGACAAAAAACGUGUCAAAAACAAUUAUGUAGCUGUAUAUUAUGUAGCUGCGCAGUAAAAGAAACAUGGCCAACGGGUGAAAGUAUUUAAUAGCGAGUAAAGAUGGCGAUGGCAAUACCAGCACACGAUACGCAUGAUAAUAGAGAGAAGCAAAGCCAGACCCAGCUGACCAACUUCACACAAUAUUUACGUAAAGGACGACAUUUGUGACGGGAAGACGAGAAAGGAUGGAGAGAGAGAGAGAUGCAUAACGGUUAAGGUAUUGUUUUCGUUUUAUACAUGUAUGUGUUUUUUUUUGUAUUUGUUUCCAAUUUUAAUCCGAUUCCUUCACCCUCUCCCCCGUUGUAUAUAUUAGUAAGAUCAGUAGCAAAACAAAACAAAUACACACACACUCAUUGCAAUCAUUUUUAUUACGAAAGUGCUCUAGGUUCUAGCUGUUUAAUAGGAUGGAGAAAUAUGUGUUGUGUAGUCGGUUGGGGCGCAGCAAUCGCAAUUGUACAGUAGUCGGAAGUUACGGGUUGAAUUACGUGUUCAGGUGCAACGACAGGGAUGAUUUCCUUUUACGACCGAUCACCACAAAAUCACACUCACCGAUCACACACCUGUAGUAGAACAACACAUCGAUCAGCACACACACACACGCAAACACCCACCUACCAAUACAUACAAAAACCUCAUAGAAAGGGACUAAAAAGCAGAACUAUGCUGCUAGCUGUUGCAUGGCACACGAGGACCACACUACCAGGAACUAGGUUUUAUACUAGGAUUUCCAUUUUUUUUAUACCACAAACACUGCCUGUUUUGAAGGCCUCGGAACCAAAAUCCGUUUUUUUUACAGUAGUCCCCACUUGGCAACAGCUCUUGUUUUGUCCUUUUUAGGAAUGUGUUAGGUUUACAGUGGCAGCUUUAAGAAACAAAAACCAAUACAAUACUUAUACACAAAACCUUUCCUCACCAACACUUUACAAAGCGAGAAACGAUCGAAACGACUCCCCUCCGUACGUAGAAGCCGUAAUUCAACCUACCGAUGAUAAUUACAGUAAGUGCAUCCGAUGCACUUGUUGCGGUGCGAGAAAAGGCAGGCGUUAAUCAGGCAAUAAUGCAUAUAUACAUUAAUACUACCCUUCCCGUGAAAUUGGUAUUGAUGCUUCCCCGAUCCUUCGAAGUACGUUUUACAAGUUUUUUAAGCUGCGGUCGGUGUUCCUUACAGAGGAGCACAAGCAAACACAGCAGCAAACAACAACAAAUCGUCAUAUCAAUUACUCCAAGCGAAAAGAAUGCGAAACAACAACAAAAAAAAGACAACAGAAUGAUCAACAUGAACCAAUUA
Messenger RNA from Anopheles stephensi (Asian malaria mosquito), 10722 nucleotides. It is a transcript of the gene Ptp10D, whose product is annotated as tyrosine-protein phosphatase 10D. NCBI's taxonomy places the organism in Eukaryota, Metazoa, Arthropoda, Insecta, Diptera, Culicidae. The record is from RefSeq and is a predicted model, not a curated record. The transcript has 15 exons. Bases 1245 to 6179 code for a protein of 1644 amino acids. Gene Ontology annotation, molecular function: protein binding; protein tyrosine phosphatase activity. Gene Ontology annotation, biological process: protein dephosphorylation.